Messenger RNA from Lytechinus variegatus (green sea urchin), 1008 nucleotides. Its product is annotated as protein jagged-1b-like. NCBI's taxonomy places the organism in Eukaryota, Metazoa, Echinodermata, Echinoidea, Temnopleuroida, Toxopneustidae. The transcript is spliced from 4 exons. Bases 50 to 520 code for a protein of 156 amino acids. The record is from RefSeq and is a predicted model, not a curated record. Gene Ontology annotation, biological process: establishment or maintenance of epithelial cell apical/basal polarity; heterophilic cell-cell adhesion. Gene Ontology annotation, cellular component: plasma membrane; protein-containing complex.
CUGUGACGCAAGUCCUUGCCAAAAUGGAGGUUUAUGCCAAGAUGUUAACAUGCAAACAGAAUUCGUUUGUGCUUGUCAGAUGGGAUUCUCCGGAACAGUAUGUGAAAUAGACGAUCCCUGUUAUCCAAAUCCAUGCCUCCGAGAAGGGAUUUGCUCACCUACGCCUAAUGGAGGGGACUUUGUGUGUGAUUGUCCACCUUCGUAUGGGGGCAAGACCUGCGACAACUUAGUGUCUCCGUGUCAUCCUGACCCUUGCACCAACGGAGGAACAUGCUAUGAUAUCAACUUAAGAACAGAAUUCUACUGCGCAUGUGCGUCUGGAUUUAAAGGGAUACGAUGUGAAGAUGAAAAAGAUGUUCCACUCACUACAGAAUCAAUGAAUGUGACGUUAUCAUCAUCGACAGUCGGUACAAAUACAACGGGCACAGGGAGACAGAUGUCUUCAAAUGUUUUCCUUAUAUUGGGAUCUUUAAUUUCAGUAACACUCAACAUGGGCAUGGGCCAACAUGUUUUCCAGUAAAAAAAACAAAACAUCAAUCUAAACGUUGAAAUGAUUGAAUGUGAUUGUACAAUUAAACCAGUUAAUUUUUAAGAUCAAUCUGUUGAUACAUUAAUAUUAUCAAAUUCAUUUUCUUAUGCAUUUUCUAAUGCAUUUUCAAAAUCUAUUCAACUUUCACUGAACAUUGUACAUUUAAGUCUCAGAUUUGUGCAAUAUCUCCUUAUAGCGGCCGUUUAAGUUGAAUAACCAUGUUGAUAUUUUUGUUGCAGAAUCAAACGUUUUUUUUUUAAAGUAAAUGUGUAACAAAGAACACAAUUAAUUUAUGCUAUAGAGUACUGACGUGUGACUUCAUCAAUUUUCACUUUUUGCAUGUCAGCGUUUUUUAUACCAUAUUUUGGUAGAGCAUGGUGAAAUACUUCCACAACUCAUAUUUAGUGGGGUCCGGUCCAUGAGGAUCUUAGAUAUGACCUCAUGAAUGCAUUAUUAACCCCACUUGAAUCAAUGUAUUA